Messenger RNA from Erythranthe guttata (spotted monkey flower), 1534 nucleotides. Lineage: Eukaryota; Viridiplantae; Streptophyta; Magnoliopsida; Lamiales; Phrymaceae. The record is from RefSeq and is a predicted model, not a curated record.
CCAUAUCUCUCUCUCUCUCUCUCUCUCUCUAGUCUCUCUCUCUCUCUCUCUCUCUCUCUCUCAUUAUUAAUAAUUUACUAUCUCUCGCCCUCUCCCUUCAGUCACUCCAAAACAAUCAGUAUACGUAGUAUACUGAGCUAGCUAGUUCUUCUUGUCAUAUAUAUUUUGUCGUACGUAUACUACGUGUUGGUUUCUGAUCUCCGAUGGGUCGGUCGCCGUGCUGCGAUAAAAUAGGGCUGAAGAAAGGGCCAUGGACGCCGGAGGAAGAUAACAAACUCUUGGCUUAUAUUGAAGAACACGGCCAUGGUAGCUGGCGAGCCUUGCCUUCCAAAGCUGGGCUCCAGAGAUGUGGGAAGAGUUGCAGAUUGAGGUGGACAAACUAUUUGAGGCCAGAUAUCAAAAGAGGCAAAUUCAGUUUACAAGAAGAGCAGACUAUCAUUCAGCUCCAUGCUCUUUUAGGAAACAGGUGGUCAGCCAUAGCUACUCAUUUACCCAAAAGAACAGACAACGAAAUCAAGAAUUACUGGAAUACCCAUCUCAAGAAAAGGUUGGCUAAAAUGGGUAUUGACCCGGUUACCCACAAGCCCAAAAACGACGCCAUUUUGACCACCAACGAUGGCGAAUCCAAGAAUGCUGCUAAUCUAAGCCAUAUGGCUCAGUGGGAGAGCGCUCGGCUCGAAGCCGAAGCCAGAUUGGUCCGUCAGUCCAAACUCCGAGCCGGCUCUUCUAAUUCCUUUCAGACGCAAAAUACGGAAUUCGCCUCUACUUCGGGCCAGGUCCAGAAGCCCGUUGGCCCGGCCCAAUGUCUCGACGUGCUGAAGGUGUGGAACGGCGGCGUUUGGCCGGCAGCAAGUGGAGGUGUUUCGGCGGCGGGAGGCGGAGGAGAUCUGGGAUCUCCGACGUCGACGCUCAGCUCCGCCGCAGGAGUAGGAGAGAGCUCCGCCGCGUUUGCGGAGUUCGUCGGGAACUCGUUCGGGUCGUGCGACGACAGCGGAAUGAUGAAAGAAGAGAGUGAAGAAGAAUGGAAACGCGCGGCGGAGUACAGAUCGGAUGAGAUCGGGAAUCCGAUUCCGUUCAUGCCGGGAUUGCAGGAAACGUCGUCGUUCCCGUCGGAUUGGGCGGCGUCGGAAUCGAAUAGACAAAAUGCCGAGCACGUGCCCAGUGGGAACUUCGUCGAGAAGUUUACCGACCUUCUCCUAAGUACUUCUUCCGGCGAUCGGCGUUUCUCAGAUGAUGGCGGAGAAUCAGACAACGGCAGCGGCGGCGUUGGCGGCGGAAGUGGUGAUUACUAUGAAGACAACAAAAAUUACUGGAAUAGUAUUCUCAAUCUGGUGAAUUCUUCACCUUCUGAUUCGCCCAUAUUUUGAGUGACGUCAUAAUUAAAAAAAAUUAAAAAAAUAAACAUUAGCAUGAUUGUUUUUUUUUUUUUUUUUUUCAUUUUUAAUUUAUUUUGGGAGUAAUUAAUUUUCUCGUGUGCAUUGUCCAUAGAGCAUAGCUUCAUUUUAUUUGUUUCAAAUGGAAUAAAAAUUAUUUC